CUCACCCCAGCAGCCUCGGUCCGCCAGUCCGUGAGUAGAAACCACCCAGCGGUCCGGGGACUACCAGUCCACAAGUACUUAAGAACCUAGCCUUGUGGUGUGGAUGUGUCUAUGAAAUAUGCACAAGCCACCCCCGACUGAAAGGUACCGCGGGAAUAUAUAUUCACUACGCGAAACCAACAUGACCCCCUCAUCAGUCCGUAUUGUGGAAGUCGGUCCUCGCGACGGCCUCCAAAACAUCACCACGCCAAUCCCAACCCCUAUCAAGCUCGAAUUGAUCCUUCGGCUCCACCAAACCGGUCUCAAAACGAUUGAGCUGACUUCCAUCGUCUCCCCGCGCCGCAUUCCGCAGCUCGCGGACUGCAGGAAUCUUCUUGAACACCCGUCCAUCCAGUCGUUAGGCGGCGACAGCCCUGACCUCCGGCUCCCGGUGCUGGUCCCUAAUCUUAAGGGUCUGAAAGUCUGCCAGGCCCUAAAUGUAAAAGAGAUCGCGGUUUUUGUCAGCGCGACGGAGGGGUUCAGCCGGGCAAAUAUCAAUUGUUCGGUGGAGGUGGGGCUUGCGAGGGCGCGGGAGGUGGUCGGGCGGGCGGUGCAGGAUGGGUUGGCAGUGCGAGGAUACGUGUCCUGCAUCUUUUGCGAUCCCUACGACGGACCCACUCCGCCCGAUGCGGUGCUCCGCUGCGUGCAAGCCCUCCUCCAAGCGGGAUGUUACGAGGUCAGCCUAGGCGAUACCCUAGGCGUGGGGUCCCCUGCCAAAGUCCGCCAUCUCCUCCACCAUCUCACCAACAGCGGCGGUAUUCCCGUCGGUGCCUUGGCCGGCCACUUCCAUGAUACCUACGGCCAGGCGGUGGCCAACAUAUGGGAGGCGUACACCUGCGGGGUGCGCGUCUUCGAUAGCAGCGUCGCCGGGCUGGGCGGGUGUCCGUUCGCGCCCGGAGCCAAGGGCAACGCCGCCACUGAGGAUGUGGUGUAUAUGUUCCAGGAGACUGGGGUCGAGACAGGGGUUGAUCUGGCCCGGUUGGUCGAGACGGGGAUCUGGAUCGCAAACCAGCUACCCGGCGGUGAAAAUGGGAGUCGGGCUGGAGUUGCGCUGGCGCGUAAGACGGCUGCGAAGGCGCCGGCGUGCACUCCGCCGUCCUUGACGGCACAGGCGCAGGGACAGGUGCCCCUGCCGGCUUUCCGGUGGACUUUGGCGAUUGACGCCGAGGGGAUGCGGCUGUUCCGCUGCGGGGUGAAUCUCAAGAUUGUGCUGAACCGUCCGCGGAAUGGGAAUGCGUUGACUGCUGCGAUGAUUGCAGAGUUGCACUCUGUUAUGCACACGGCGAGUUCGGAUCCCGCGGUGUCGAGGGUGGUUAUCACCGGUACGGGGAGGUUCUUCUGUACGGGGAUGGAUUUGGGGAAGAAUACCCCGGUCGCACAAGGAAAGGAGAGCAGCGAGGCGCAGUUCGCCAAGUUGGCGGAGCUGUUCGAGGUAAUUGAUCGGUGUCCGAAGGUAACUAUCGCUUGUCUGAAUGGGCCAGCGUUUGGCGGGGGGGUUGGACUGGCGUUCGCGUGUGAUCUUCGUCUCUGCACCAAGCUCGCUACGGUUACGCUGAGCGAGGGCAAACUGGGUCUUUGUCCUGCGACGAUCUCCAAGUAUAUCAUCCGAGAGUGGGGGACGGCCUUCGCGCGUGGGGCCAUGCUCUCGGCUCGCCCGGUCAAUCCCGACCAGCUGCAUUCGCUGGGCCUUGUCGCCGAGGUCGCAGAGGAUCCCGGAGAUCUGGACAAGAAGCUGGACGCCUUGCUAGUGCGCCUGCGGCAGGUCUCGCCCGAUGCGUCGCACAUGUCGAAGGAGUUGGUCAGGCUCGCCUGGAAGCAUGCGGGCAAGGACGAACAGGCGUCCGGGAUCAAAGCACUCUUUCAUGAGAUGAUGCGACCCGAUGGCGAUGGCGCCCAUGGAGUACGUGAAUUCCAGUCUGGUCGGCCGGUAGAUUGGGAUGCGCACGCCCAAAAGACGAAG
This is a messenger RNA of Aspergillus fijiensis CBS 313.89, 1999 nucleotides long. RefSeq names its product aldolase. Gene Ontology annotation, biological process: ketone body biosynthetic process; L-leucine catabolic process. Lineage: Eukaryota; Fungi; Ascomycota; Eurotiomycetes; Eurotiales; Aspergillaceae. The record is from RefSeq and is a predicted model, not a curated record. The annotation marks the transcript as partial. The transcript is spliced from 2 exons. Gene Ontology annotation, molecular function: hydroxymethylglutaryl-CoA lyase activity.